This is a messenger RNA of Tripterygium wilfordii, 1906 nucleotides long. RefSeq lists its product as uncharacterized. NCBI's taxonomy places the organism in Eukaryota, Viridiplantae, Streptophyta, Magnoliopsida, Celastrales, Celastraceae. The transcript is spliced from 7 exons. The coding region runs from base 195 to 1688 and encodes 497 amino acids. Gene Ontology annotation, molecular function: protein binding. The record is from RefSeq and is a predicted model, not a curated record.
AAAAAGAAUAAAAAAACACUAAAAACUAGUGAUGAUAGAAUCUCUGCACUCCUGAGUAACCCCACUUCACUUGAGCUCGCUUUUUGACUUCAAACCCAGAUAUGAGCUAGGGUUUCUGCGGAAUGCUGAGAGCUUCUUCAAUCUCCAUAGCUGGCUGGCUGUUCUUUGGAGGGUUUUCUUUGGAGUUUUAAGUAAUGGCCGUUAUGGGCAAGAAUUUCCUGCUUCUGGGUCUUGCGAUGUUGCUUCUUUUUGGAGGGGACUCUUCUGCUGCUAUUACCAGCACUUCACCUGCAAAGAUCGUUAAUGGGUUCGUCUCAAAUGCCGUGUCUACGGUCACGAAGAGGUUGUUGUCACUGAAAGCCUCCACCAAAACAGCAAUUUCUGGUCGCCCACUGAUGAAGUUUGAGAGUGGGUAUACUGUGGAGACUGUGUUUGAUGGGAGCAAGCUUGGGAUUGAACCUUAUUACGUUGAAGUGUUACCUAAUGGGGAGCUCCUGAUUUUGGAUUCUGCUAACAGUAACCUGUACAGGACAUCUUCCUCUCUGUCUCUGUAUAACAGACCGAAGCUGGUUGCUGGAUCAGCUGAAGGGUACUCUGGACAUGUGGAUGGGAGGCUAAGAGAGGCAAGGAUGAACCACCCAAAGGGGCUUACAGUGGACGACAGAGGAAAUAUUUACAUUGCUGACACAAUGAACAUGGCAAUCAGGAAGAUAAGUAAUGCAGGGGUUACAACAAUUGCUGGGGGGAAAUGGGGUCGUGGAGGGGGCCAUGUUGAUGGGCCUAGUGAAGAUGCCAAAUUCUCUGAUGAUUUUGAUGUGGUUUACAUUGGAAGCAGUUGCUCCUUACUUGUCAUAGACAGAGGAAACCAAGCUAUUAGAGAGAUCCAAUUGCAUUUUGAUGACUGUGCAUAUCAAUAUGAAAGUGGAUUUCCUCUUGGGAUUGUGGUUCUUGCUGCGGCUGGCUUCUUUGGUUACAUGUUGGCAUUGUUGCAACGUGGAGUUAAAACAACUGUAUCUUCCAAUGAUGAUCAGGGUGUGAUGAAAGCAAGCACUAUGCCAAGUAUGUAUCAGAAGCCUAUGAAAUCCAUAAGGCCACCUUUAAUCCCAACUGAAGAUGAGCAGGAGAAGCAAGAAGAGGGGAUCUUUGGAUCCCUUGGGAAGCAUUUUGUCAAUGCUGGUACAUCUGGUAUUGAAAUUCUUGGAGCCAUAUUCCCUGGUUUCAGAAAGAAGCGAGUCAGCUAUCAAUACCAAAGCCAGCACCAGUUCCAGGAGAAGCACUCAGCCUCUUGGCCUGCUCAAGAAAGCUUUACAAUACCCAAUGAGGACGAGCCCCCUCCUCUUGAAACCAGGACUCCUACUCUGAGGAAAACUUAUGCAUUCAUGUCCACGGAUCCAGAAAAGAUGCAUCAACUGAAGCAGAGUCGAGCCUUUUAUGGUGGAUGGGACGGUGACUUUCAGCAGCAGCAGCAAAAACAUCAGCAUCAUCAUACGUAUCAAUCAUCUACUCCACAUACUUACUAUGAGCAGAGCUCCGAGAAAACCAGUGAGAUUGUAUUCGGUGCAGUCCAGGAGCAGGAUGGAAAGCGUGGAGUUGUCAUCAUAAAGCCUGUCAAUUAUGGAGAUCCCUUAUACGAUCAUCACAACAUUCGCUCCCGAAACAAUUUCAUGGGUUAUGCCCGUGGCUAUUGAACAAGGUUUUGGAUUAUCCUGUCUUGGUAUAAAGGAUUGAGAUUUAGGGUAUAUAUGGUAUAAAGAUUUCUUCUCCAAGAAAUGGAGGUGUGUGGGAACUGCUUCAUUGCCAUAUAGGCUACUUGUAUUGGCUGGCAUGGUUUAGGGUGUGCUAAAAGAACACUGGCAUCUAUGUAGAAUUGCCUUUGAAAAUCAAGAAAUCAUCUUCUUAUCUCAAA